UUUGCAUUUUCACCAAGUCUGCUACCUUCGUUCGACCGCCAUGUCUCGAUCCAUGAAGAGAAACAUUGGCGAGCUCGCCAAUCACCCAGCUAAUGACCAAGAGGCUAUCAGACAGCCUCAGUCUCCGCCAACGAAACGUCAAAAGACCGAGACUACCGAAGAGAAAACCGAUGCCGCCGCCUCUUUCUUAUGCAUGCCAGAACCCCCUUCUGAGCACAACGUGGUUCGCGAUAUGACUCCAUACUUCAAAUCAAACCCCGUCGAGCAGACCCCUCAGACUACUACCCCCGGAACCUCGGCCAUCUCACUACUCGUACGAGCUGAUAUUGGCCGAUUCAACCCUGACUACCUCGACGAGCGGGCUGCGGGCAUGGAGAUCCACGGCCGUAUCAUGGUCUUUACCGACGUGGACCUCUUCAUCGAGCACAUCGAGUCCUUCCUCCAAGACCCCGCCACAGCCGCCGCUCACGAGAGGCAAAUCAUGCAAUGGCUCGAAUACCUGCUUAUCGGCUCGGCAGGGCUGUGGUGGAUGCGGGAAUUAGACCGCGUCGACCGACGACUAGGCGGCCUAUCCGAGGUCCUGGCCGACUUGGAACGGCGCUUCCGCCUCAACCCGUUCGUGGCGGCGGUUAAGUUUGAGUAUGGCAAGCUUAGCCUGCGGGAGAUCGCCUUCGACAGGAACAGGCCGAUGCAGUUCGUCCAGAGGAAGCUGCGGUAUGCGAGAGCGAUGAAGCGCCUGGACGAGGAGAAUACCGAGUGGGUGUUUGUCAUGCUGCAGGUCUGGUUUAGUAUGGACGCCGGGAUUAGAGCCGUCUUGAGCCCUCCUAAUCCGUUGCAUACGUUUGAUGAUUACAUUGAGGAGAUCAAGCAGAGGACUCCGGAUCUCAAGAGCCGGGCGCUGAAAAUUUAUUAUGGAUUGGUAUGGGAAGAUGGAUCAUCAAUCAAUUAAAUUCGACUAUCAAUCAAAUUGGAGGCUUAAACAACAACGAGUCCAUCGAUACGACCGGUGGUGAGUGUCAGGGUAUAGCGGGUCAGGGUGGCUACAGGGGUGUCUACGACUAUAUAAGAGGUGCGAAGCGCCCUCGUCAGAGGAUAGAGGCCAGGCGUUACUAG
Daldinia vernicosa is the source of this 1113-nucleotide messenger RNA. RefSeq lists its product as uncharacterized. Bases 41 to 949 code for a protein of 302 amino acids. The record is from RefSeq and is a predicted model, not a curated record. Lineage: Eukaryota; Fungi; Ascomycota; Sordariomycetes; Xylariales; Hypoxylaceae. The transcript has a single exon.